AUGUUCGACUUCAACGCCAAGGACGUCCAACCUUGGAAGAAUCCGAUUAAUAAGGUGGGCACGUGCAAAGGCCGAGCUCAAGCUCCUUCAACUUUUCUUUCGACUUCACUUGCUACUUUUCCCUGGAAACCCCAAUGGCGCUUGUCGUCUAAUUGCACACGAAUUACCUCCGCCAUGUCACCCGCAGAGACUUCUCCUCUGCUGCCCCAGCACCAGGACCCGGCGAAUACGUCACCACGGGCGAACCGACAAUCGCGAUCGGUAUCAUUCAAUCCCCUCACGCAGAUCAGCACCUACGGAGGCACUGCAGCGGCCUCCGAUCCUACCUUCCGACCCUUGCAAGCUGGCUCACCUCCCGUGCAGAAUGUCAAUGCUCAGGGCCAGCGUCCGGGCAGCCAGCCCAUGCUCUCAGCACUGAACAGCAAGCUUCGUCGUCGCAACAGCCAUGGAGCACCGCCCUUCAACAAUUUGUCGAACCCCGCGCAUCCGGCCGCCAAAAUUGGACCGCAGCGGACAACCAAGAAGGCGCAAAAGCUCAAGCUGCUGCCAGACCCAGUCACGGAAGAGGAGGAGGCGGCUGAUGGAGACACCCCUCAAGAUGUGUAUUCACAAAUCACACGAAUCAAGGAUCCCGCCGCACGGAGUAUCGCUGCACGACUUGGCAAGGCUGACCGUGAUCACAUACCCCGAGUGACGGCCUACUGCACGGCCAAUUCAUAUCGCCUUGAGGGUGUUAUCAAGUUCUUAAAAUCACGCAGCAAGACCCGCGGAGCCAAUCCAAAGCUCUAUGAUGAAUGUGUUUACUCAGCUUUCGACUAUGAAUACGAAGCAAAGAAGAACGGAGUUCGACUGUUUCAAGACCCCAGCGGCAAUGGACACCACGAACGGAGACCCAGCGAGAGACGCUACUCGGAUAGCGCGGUGGAAGUGGAAGACAAUAAAAAGAGCCGCAGGGACGACUUGAUUGAUCUACACGAGGAGGCUGGCCACUCCCUCGAUCACACAGAGCAGGCAGUUGUGCAAACCACCCCCGACAUUGAUACCACGAUCCACACACCCGAAGUGUUCCUCUUUGACUACGGAACCGUCGUAAUAUGGGGCAUGACGCCAGCACAGGAAUCAAGGUUCCUAUCCGACAUUUCGAAAUUCGCAACCUCGAUCCUGAGCCCCGAUGACACCCAAAUCGAAAACUUCAAUUUCUACUAUGCGCGCGAGUACCAAGCCCGCAUAUACAAUGAUUUCAUCUCGCUGCGCGAUCCCCGCAACCAUAUGAUCAAGCUCGCAAUUUCCCAUGCCUUAGCCCAGUCCGUGAAGACCUCCCUCUUCGAAGAUCUGGUCUCCGAGACAAUCACCGACACCGCACCGCUGCCUGCUCAAAUCGCGCAGACGGGAAGUGUCAAUCUCACCCGCCGACAAAUUAACAUGCAGAUUGGAGAGCUGUUCAUUCUGCGCAUCAAUAUCCAUCUGCAGGGAUCUGUUCUUGAUAGUCCGGAACUGUUUUGGGCAGAGCCGCAGCUGGAACCUGUCUACCAGGCCGUUCGAAGCUAUCUGGAGAUGGACCAGCGUGUCAGUCUGCUGACGGAGCGACUGGAUGUCAUUGCUGAUCUUCUUGCGGUUCUGAAAGACCAAUUGACCCAUCGCCAUGGCGAAUAUCUCGAGUGGAUUGUUAUCGUUCUCAUUGCCGCAGAGAUUCUUGUGGCUGCUAUCAAUAUCGUUGUCGAUCUCUACGCCGGAGUGGACUAG
Penicillium olsonii is the source of this 1743-nucleotide messenger RNA. NCBI's taxonomy places the organism in Eukaryota, Fungi, Ascomycota, Eurotiomycetes, Eurotiales, Aspergillaceae. The record is from the annotation of a GenBank genome assembly.